Argiope bruennichi is the source of this 2267-nucleotide messenger RNA. RefSeq lists its product as uncharacterized. Gene Ontology annotation, molecular function: metal ion binding. The coding region runs from base 96 to 1949 and encodes 617 amino acids. Gene Ontology annotation, biological process: superoxide metabolic process. NCBI's taxonomy places the organism in Eukaryota, Metazoa, Arthropoda, Arachnida, Araneae, Araneidae. The transcript is spliced from 3 exons. The record is from RefSeq and is a predicted model, not a curated record.
GGAUUCUGGUCCGACAGGUUUAUAACGGUAGCUCCAAGACCUCGUUUUUAGAGCAAUGCGAAGUCGAUUUUCUUGGAUUCGGUUUUCACAACGCGAUGGACAGAUCAAGGAUUGCAAUAACAACGCUCCUCUUGCUGCUCGGGAUUUGGAAGACUGCAGAAUCCCAGGUGGUAACGGCGAGUAGCAGCGGCCUUGUAGCAAGCAUUGACUCCGGGGGUUUGCAAGGAAAUGUUGAAUUCCUCGACGAUCCUAAAGGAACAGCCAUUCGAAUUUUCCUGAGAGGGGGAACAUACGGAGAAAAGUUCCGAUGGAAAAUACACGAAUUUCCUCCAGUGCCAGGAACAGCCGAUCCUUGCAGUGCCGAAAAAUUAGGAAGAAUGUAUGUAGAUUUUACGGAACCCCAUGGUCCAGUAACUGUUGGUCAAGAUAUGGUUUUACUAUCAAAUCUGAAGCUUAUAGGCAAUGCCUCCAUCUUAGGCCGAACCUUGGUUCUUCGAAGCACCGAAACAGGGAGAGUAUCUUGCGCUGUCAUUCAACCAACAUCAAGAAUACGGACAUACCAAGCUAAACUCAAAAGUCCCCUAGGUGGCACAGUUAUAAUUCGUCAAAGUGGAUUCGGAACUGGUAUUCUGUCCCAGUUAUGGUAUGUCAAUGGUACAAGGAGAGAUUCAAUACACCGUUGGGCUGUAUUGCAAACUCUAACUGGACCGACAGAAUCACCAACAACUGUUUAUGAAAAUGAAAUUACACGCUGCGUCAAUCUGCAAGCUACGCCAUUCUUUCACAUUUCAGAAACUGUUGGGUAUGCUGCAGUAGGACGUGAGCCAAACAUUAUCACAGGACGAACAUAUCACACUGUAGUAUCGGCACCCGUUUUAGAAAGAGUGCAAAACAGUCUAUAUAUAGUUAUAUAUUCUGAUAUUGAUCCUUCAAAACCACUUGCAUGUGCAAGAAUAACACCAAUCGAACCUAAGCAGGCCAUGGCUAAGUUUGAUUCUGAAGUUUCAGGAGAAAUAUCCUUCCGACAAGAAUCGCCAUAUGAUCCCACUUUAGUGACAAUAAAUCUGAGUGGACUGAAUAAUAAAGCAUAUAGUUACGGUAUUGAUGAGUUACCAUUGAUUUUUCGGGGUGAUAAAACUGAAGUAUGUCCAAACGUAAAAACUGUAAUUUAUAACCCUCUCAAGAAAUCACCAGAUUCAGUUCCUGAACCAAACAAAGGUAGUUCUGAUCAAUACGCUAUUGGGGAUUUAAGUGGAAAAUAUGGUCCUUUAGAGAAUCGAGAAAAACAUUUUCAACAAGUAUAUGAUCCUCAGUUAUCGCUAUUUGGAGUUCACAGCAUUGUAGGUAGAGCAGCUGUAAUUUAUUAUUCUGACGGUCGACCUAUGGCAUGUGCCAAUAUUGAACUUAUAGGAAGACGAGUCGUAACAGCAUUUGCCACUUUCGAUUUCCCGUUACAAGGACAGUUAAUUCUUCGCCAAGACCGUGAUGAUCCUUCCGCUGACACAUCAGUAUAUUUAGAGUUAUCAUACCCUUCCGCUGCAUCCCAUACCAAGACCUAUCAUCAUCCAUGGCAUGUAAAUGACCGAGCUAUUCCCACUGGCCAAAGAUUCAGCUUAAGUGGCAUAGAUUGCCUACAAGCUGGGACUGUGUUUAAUCCUUACAAUGUAAGUGUUGAUGGUUUUUAUUAUAGCCACUGUUCCGGCUUAGCAUCUCAAAGAUGUCAGAUUGGUGACUUCUCUGGAAAACUGCGUUAUUUGGAUAUACCUCCUUUUGGUGUGCAAGGAAAUAAACAACAAAUUGCUCGCUAUUACUUCACAGACCCUUCAUUACCUCUGGCAGGUCCAACUAGUGUUAUCGGAAGAUCGGUAGUAAUUAAUGAACCAGACUUCGGUGAAGGACGUCUGGCUUGUGCCAAUAUUUUUGAGCAUUAUAGUGAUUAUGGAAAAUAGUGUUCUUUUUGAAAACAAGAAGUUACGAAAGUAAACUUGAAAAUUUUCCACGAUCUUCUGAAAAAUUAUCAUCUUGCAAUAAUCAUGAACUGAAAAACACUUGUUGCAUUUUAUUCAAUACAAUGAUUAAUUUAAGCCAUAUAAUACAAAUGAGAAAUCAUCAAUCACUUCAUCAGAAUGAAAUGUUUUGACAAACGUUCUCUAUGAGAAUUUUUAUUGUAUGAAAAUGUAAGAAGCAGAUUUUUGUAAUUAUGAGUGUGAUAUGCUACUCAUAUAAAAUAUGUAAUACUUGAGAUUUGUAUAAAUAUUUGAAACCUC